CCUGGAGGUCUGGGGGACGUGCUUCUCUUUCCGUUCUCGCCUGCUUCCGUCGAAUCUCACGUUCACACGUCUCAAAGAGUCGCGCAUUUUUCCGCCUUCGUAUUCCACUAACGUAAGACUAACAUGUCUCCUCCAACAUAUAAUGAUCUAGGAAAGAACGCUCGCGAUGUAUUUGGUCAAGGUUACCAUUAUGGCGUCCUUAAAUUGGAUGUAAAAACUAAGACCAAUUCCGAUGUAGAGUUUUCUUGCGGUGGAAUAUCUAAUCAGGAUACAGGAAAGGUGUUUGGUAACUUAGAAACUAAAUAUAAGUUCAAGGAAUAUGGAUUAUUAUUCAACGAGAAAUGGAAUACUGAUAAUACCCUUUCGACUGAAGUUACCCUUGCUAAUCAAUUGAUCAGUGGUCUGACUCUUGGUUACUGUUGUACUUUCUCUCCACAAUCUGGUUCCAAAACUGGAAAAUUGAAAGCAACCUAUAAGCAUGAGAAUGCAGCCAUAACUUCUGACUUUGACCUUAGCCUAUCUGCUGGACCUCUAAUUUAUAGCUCAGCUGUUGUAGGUUAUCAAGGCUGGUUCGGUGGCUGUCAAAUAGGAUUUGACUCACAAAGAAAUAAACUUAUAAGGAACAACUUUGCUGUUGGACUUGCUGCUUCAGACUUUGUUCUUCAUACUUCUGUGGAUAAUGGUCAGGAAUUUAAUAGUUCCAUUUAUCAUAAAGUAAAACCAGAAUUAGAAGGAGCGAUUAAUUUAGCAUGGAAUGCCGCUCAUAAUGUAACAAAUUUUGCCAUUGGAGCAAAGUAUAAUCUUGACAGUGAUGCUAGCGUUAGAGCUAAAGUAAAUUCUAAUCUUCAAGUAGGCUUGGGAUACCAACAGAAAUUGCGAGAAGGUGUAACUUUGACACUUUCUACAAGCAUUGAUGGAAAAAAUUUUGGAUCUGGUGGCCAUAAAUAUGGUGUUGCAUUAGACCUUCAAGCUUAAAUAUCUGUCAUUACAAAGUAACUCUUAUUACAAAGAAGCAAAAAAGAAAUUUAUCCUACACAAAAAAGUAUCUCAUGACCUUUGUGUCAAAAUCGGCAAUAUAUGCUUUGAAUAAAGUAUUACUUGUAACGUAUAGAUAGAUUGAUUCUUGAAUAAUUAUUGCAAAAUAUUUGCAUUAUUUCAGAUUAGUUGAAGGAAAUAUUAGUCUGCUAUAUUAUACAUAACUAUGAUCGUAAACUAAUAAUAGCUUUGAUCGAUGAACAAUAUAAAAUCAUAAUUAUGCUGAUUAGACAAGUUUGUACUGUUAGUCUUAUUUAGUCCCUACAAUACUUUAUAUGUGCAGCUUGUUAGAUCCUGCUAUCCUUUUCAUAAAAACAAAAAAUUGGGAAUAA
This is a messenger RNA of Camponotus floridanus (Florida carpenter ant), 1367 nucleotides long. Its product is annotated as voltage-dependent anion-selective channel. NCBI's taxonomy places the organism in Eukaryota, Metazoa, Arthropoda, Insecta, Hymenoptera, Formicidae. Gene Ontology annotation, biological process: monoatomic anion transmembrane transport. The coding region runs from base 124 to 975 and encodes 283 amino acids. The record is from RefSeq and is a predicted model, not a curated record. The transcript has 6 exons. Gene Ontology annotation, cellular component: mitochondrial outer membrane. Gene Ontology annotation, molecular function: voltage-gated monoatomic anion channel activity.